Molecule: messenger RNA, 1413 nt
Organism: Clavispora lusitaniae ATCC 42720
Lineage: Eukaryota; Fungi; Ascomycota; Pichiomycetes; Serinales; Metschnikowiaceae
Biological process (GO): DNA replication initiation; DNA replication; double-strand break repair via break-induced replication
Cellular component (GO): DNA replication preinitiation complex
Molecular function (GO): DNA replication origin binding; single-stranded DNA binding
Source: RefSeq, a predicted model, not a curated record
AUGUACAUAGUUAAGAAUCUGCUUCAUGCACGUAAUCGCAAAACGCGUCGCGAGUAUCUGUCUAUCGUUCUCACAAUCUUUCAUUAUUGUCUAGUCAUGGCCUCAGCGUCCACAAUCUUGCAUUACAAACGCCGAAUAAAAGAAUGGGAGAAAAGCUUCUUUGAGAAAAAUGGGAAAAUUCCCUCCAAGACUGAUGUAAAGGCCGAAAAGGAAAUAUGGAAAGCCUACAAAACCUACAAUCAGCUUAAAGCGAAGGAAGCUGAGUCAAGCAAAGAGAACGAAACGAAAUCCAAAAAAAGCAAGCACGCCAAAGAGGAAGAGCAUGCUGAAAAGCCUGAGGGAGAAGGUGAAAGUGGCGACGAGAAAACGAUACAAAAUAGCCCACAACAAGCACCAUCUCUUCAUGCAGAAUUUGGUCCGACUCCCCAGGCGAAUGGGAAAGUGCUCUCCAUCUUCGACAUGGUGAUGAGUCCCCCUGAAUCAUCUCCUUUAAAGGGAAAGAGAAGCGUUCAAAUAGAGAGUAGCUUUUCGUCGCCCACCAAGCCAGUUUCCCACUUACCUUCACCUAAAAAACAUAUGUCUUCCGAGGUGUUUAAGACUCCUACUAAGGCCCCAAGGAAACUACAAUUUGCUGAUUUGACCCCAUCAAACAGCUCUCCUUCGAAAAAGAGCCUAUUAUCACGGUUGCAACAGGUUUCCUCGCCUGAAAAAGAACCAGCACCUCAAAAUGUAGGUACAGAAACACCCUUGUAUUUGGGGAAAAUAAACAAGAAGUUUCUGUUCAAAGAUGAAGAGGAAGAAGCAUCUCCCGUCAAGCAGCAUGAGCCCAGUACUCCUACGAAAAUGAGCUUGUCCCCGGCUAAUUUCAACACGACUCCAUCUCCAUUGAAACCUGAAAGACUUCUCUCUUUUGGUAGCCGAAAAAAAUUGUCUGACUUGUUUCAUGAAUGCCAAAAUCUAGAGAUUGACGAAGAAUUCGAGGCACAGAAAGUGGAAAUAGAGCAAGAAAUUGAGGCCGGUGCAGUGAACGGCAACGAUGAUAAGCUUGAUGAAUCCUUUGUUGGAAGAAAACGUAAGCGCAUCACCCAAAAGAGAACAACCAGGAGAUGGAAGAUCAAGCCUAGAGGUGAAAAUGAUGAAGCCACAGUAUUUGAAGGCAAAGACGUACAUGCGGAGUUACAAAAGAUGCAUGAAGAGGAGCAAAAGCAGCUCAAUGAGUAUAUGGCAAGUGGUGUAAAUGAUGAUAUCAUACCAACCGACGACGAUGACAAUGGCGAUGACGAUACAUUCGUGAGACCUGAAAUACUCAAACCUAGAAGCAUGAAGAGCAAGAAUCUGAGUGCUAACUACCAAAGAUUGAAGAUCAACGACCCUAGAUCAAAGAGAUUCAAGCAACGCAUGAAAAGACGCUAA